Psammomys obesus (fat sand rat) is the source of this 3025-nucleotide messenger RNA. RefSeq names its product hexokinase 3 (gene Hk3). NCBI's taxonomy places the organism in Eukaryota, Metazoa, Chordata, Mammalia, Rodentia, Muridae. The record is from RefSeq and is a predicted model, not a curated record. The transcript is spliced from 19 exons. Gene Ontology annotation, molecular function: mannokinase activity; D-glucose binding; glucokinase activity. Bases 138 to 3017 code for a protein of 959 amino acids. Gene Ontology annotation, biological process: intracellular glucose homeostasis; glycolytic process; glucose 6-phosphate metabolic process. Gene Ontology annotation, cellular component: cytosol; mitochondrion.
GUGGUCCUCAGGUCUGGGAGAAGAACUGAGACCUGGGGAAGGAAAGAGGUGUCUGUGUUUCCCAGACUACCAGGACGCUGUCCUCUUCCAGCAGAUUUGGAAACUACGUGUUGGUAGUCAAUAUCCAUCGUGAAAUCAUGGACGUCACUGGGCCUUCUGGUUUGCAGCCUGGAGAAAGAGCCUCAAGCUGCCCGCAGGAGGGCAUGCCGGGGCCUUCAGACAGCUUAGAACUGGUGCAGGGGUGCUUGCAGCAAUUCGCGGUGACAAGGACACAGCUGCAGCAGAUCCAAGCCAGCCUUCUGUGCUCCAUGGAGCAGGCACUGAAGGGGCAGGACGGCCCUGCCCCUUCUGUCCGGAUGCUGCCCACAUACGUGGGGUCCACGCCGCAUGGCACUGAGCAGGGGGAUUUCCUGGUGCUGGAGCUGGGGGCCACAGGAGCCUCACUACGUGUGCUGUGGGUGACACUGACAGGCACCCAAGAGUAUCAUGUGGAGCCCAGGAGCCAGGAGUUCGAGAUUCCGCAGGAGGUGAUGCUGGGUCCCGGCCAGCAGCUCUUUGACUUCGCUGCCCGCUGCCUGUCUGAAUUCCUAGAUGCUCACCCUGUGAAGAAUCAGGAUCUGAAGCUUGGGUUCAAUUUCUCUUUUCCUUGUCACCAGACAGGCUUGGACAAGGUGAGGUGGGGCCAUACAGGGCCAGCUCGGGCAAAGAGGGCAACACUAACCCUGAUUCUCUACCCCCAGAGCACCCUCAUUUCCUGGACAAAAGGUUUUAGGUGCAGUGAUGUGGAAGGCCAGGACGUGGUCCAGCUGCUGAGAGAUGCCAUUCAGAGGCAGGGGACCUACAGUAUUGACGUGCUGGCCAUAGUGAAUGACACAGUGGGCACCAUGAUGGGCUGCGAGCUGGGUGCUGGGCCCUGUGAAGUCGGGCUUAUUGUGGACACUGGUACCAAUGCCUGCUACAUGGAGGAGGCGCGGCACGUGGCCGCCCUGGAUGAGGACCGCGGCCGCACCUGUGUGAGCGUCGAGUGGGGCUCCUUCUGUGACGAACAAGCCCUCGGGCCAGCACUGACCACCUUCGACCGUGCCCUGGACCACGAGUCCCUGACUCCUGGUGCUCAGAGGUUUGAGAAGAUGAUUGGGGGCCUGUACUUGGGUGAGCUGGUACGGCUGGUACUGGUCUACUUGGCCCAGCAUGGGCUCCUCUUUGGUGGCUGCACCUCUCCUGCGUUGCUGAGUCAAGGCAGCAUCCUCCUGGAGCAUGUGGCUGAGCUGGAGGACCCCACCACUGGGACAGCCCGUGCCCACACAAUCCUGCAGGACCUGGGUCUGAGCCCACAGGCCUCAGAUGCUCAGCUCGUGCGGCGCGUGUGCGCGGCCGUGUGCGCUCGGGCUGCCCAGCUCUGUGCUGCUGCCCUGGCCGCUGUCCUCUCCCGCCUCCAGCACGGCAGGGAGCAGCAGGCACUGCGAGUGGCUGUGGCCACCGGAGGGCGAGUGCUCGAACGGCAGCCCAGGUUCCAGCGCACCCUAAAGGAGACAGUAGCGUUCUUGGCCCCAGAAUGUGAUGUCUCCUUCAUCCCUUCUGUGGAUGGUGGUGGCCGGGGCGUGGCAAUGGUGACAGCUGUGGCUGCCCGACUGGCUGCCCACAGGCACAUCCUGGAGGAGACGCUGGCACCAUUUCGGCUGACCUUGGAGCAGCUGGCUGUGGUGCAGGCACAAAUGCGGGAAGCCAUGGUCAGGGGCCUUCGGGGAGAGGCCUCCUCCCUCCGAAUGUUGCCCACUUACGUACGAUCCACACCCGAUGGCACCGAGCGAGGUGACUUCCUGGCCUUGGACCUCGGGGGCACCAACUUCCGUGUCCUGUUGGUACGUGUGGCGGAAGGCAGUGUGCAGAUCACCAACCAGGUCUACUCUAUCCCCGAGUGUGUGGCCCAGGGCUCUGGACAGCAGCUCUUUGAUCAUAUCGUGGACUGCAUCGUGGACUUCCAGCAGAGGCAGGGCUUGAGCGGACAGAGCCUGCCUCUGGGUUUCACCUUCUCUUUUCCAUGCAAGCAGCUUGGCCUGGAUCAGGGUAUCCUUCUGAACUGGACUAAGGGCUUCAAGGCGUCAGGCUGUGAGGGCCAGGAUGUGGUGCAUCUAUUACGGGAAGCCAUUAGGCGCAGACAGGCUAUGGAGUUGAAUGUGGUUGCCAUUGUCAAUGACACAGUGGGGACCAUGAUGUCCUGUGGCUAUGAUGAUCCCCGUUGUGAGAUGGGCCUCAUUGUUGGAACCGGCACCAACGCCUGCUAUAUGGAGGAGCUCCAGAAUGUGGCCAGCGUGGCCGGGCACUCGGGCCUCAUGUGCAUCAACAUGGAGUGGGGCGCCUUUGGGGACCACGGCUCACUGGGUACGCUCAGCACCUGCUUUGAUGCUCGUGUGGACCAGGCAUCCAUCAAUCCAGGCAAACAGAGGUUUGAGAAGAUGAUCAGUGGCAUGUACCUAGGGGAAAUCGUUCGCCACAUCCUCCUGCACCUGACCAGCCUCGGCGUUCUCUUCCGGGGCCGGAAGAGUCGCUGCCUCCAGACCAGGGGCAUCUUCAAGACCAAGUUCCUCUCUGAGAUUGAAAGCGACAGCCUGGCCCUGCGUCAGGUCCGAGCCAUCCUAGAGGACCUGGGGCUGACUCUGACCUCCGAUGACGCGCUGAUGGUCCUCGAGGUGUGCCAGGUUGUCUCUCGGAGGGCCGCCCAGCUCUGCGGGGCGGGCGUGGCUGCUGUGGUGGAAAAGAUUCGGGAGAAUCGUGGCCUGCAGGAGCUGACAGUGUCUGUGGGAGUGGAUGGGACGCUCUACAAGCUACACCCCCACUUCUCGAGGCUGGUGUCAGCUACAGUUGAGAAGCUAGCCCCUCACUGUACCGUCACCUUUCUGCAAUCCGAGGAUGGGUCCGGCAAAGGUGCGGCUCUGGUCACCGCUGUUGCCUGUCGCCUGACCCCGAUGGCCGUGUCUGAAGGAAUCUCCAAGAGUGGUGGGCUCUCCCUGGCCUGAGGCCUCAG